This is a messenger RNA of Megalops cyprinoides (Indo-Pacific tarpon), 803 nucleotides long. RefSeq names its product glycine cleavage system protein H (aminomethyl carrier), b (gene gcshb). Bases 113 to 637 code for a protein of 174 amino acids. The transcript has 5 exons. NCBI's taxonomy places the organism in Eukaryota, Metazoa, Chordata, Actinopteri, Elopiformes, Megalopidae. Gene Ontology annotation, biological process: protein lipoylation; glycine decarboxylation via glycine cleavage system. The record is from RefSeq and is a predicted model, not a curated record. Gene Ontology annotation, cellular component: cytoplasm; mitochondrion; glycine cleavage complex.
GGUCACAGUCUGUCUUGUGUGUCGGGAUCGCGCCUGGGAUGACGGUGCACGCCCCUCUCUCACGGUCAACAAGAAGAGCUCACCAUUCAUAACAAGGCUGUAUUCGGCGAAGAUGGCGAUGUUCGUCGCGCUCCGGUGCGUGUCUGCAAACUUUCCCUCAGCACUGCCUCUGAUUUCGCGCACAGCUCAGGUACCCACAUGCCGGCUGUUGUGGAAGGCCUGCACCCCGCGGACACUCAGUACUGCCUCCCGAUUGACCGCAGCCCUCAAAUUCACGGACAAGCAUGAGUGGGUACGGGUAGAAGGUGGCAUAGGCACAGUUGGCAUCAGCAAUUUUGCUCAGGAAGCACUAGGUGAUGUGGUAUACUGUGGACUCCCUGAAGUUGGGACAAAACUUGACCAAAUGGAGGAGUUUGGAGCAUUGGAAAGUGUGAAGGCCGCUAGUGAGUUAUAUUCCCCUUUGACUGGAGAGGUAACUGAAGUCAACCAGGAGCUGGCAGAAAACCCUGGUCUAGUCAACAAAUCUUGCUAUGAAGAUGGCUGGUUGAUCAAGAUGACCAUUGACAACCCGGCAGAGGUAGACGCGCUGAUGGACGAAGUGGCCUACGAGAAAUACAUCAAGUCAAUCGAGAACUAAGGAGCGAUGCUGGAAACCUCCCUUCUUUUGUCUCAUGUUAACAACGGUUAGAACUCACGCCAAACUAAUCCUACCCAUGGUCCACCGAGAGCUCCUGCAGCUUCCCCCAGGAGUCUGCCGCACCACCAUGGAAAACUCCCAGCUGAAAAAGGAAAAAAAAAAAAAA